Molecule: messenger RNA, 2499 nt
Organism: Lodderomyces jiufengensis
Lineage: Eukaryota; Fungi; Ascomycota; Pichiomycetes; Serinales; Debaryomycetaceae
Gene: DBF4
Product: protein serine/threonine kinase activating protein
Exons: 1
Coding region: 1-2499 (832 amino acids)
Biological process (GO): positive regulation of nuclear cell cycle DNA replication; regulation of cell cycle phase transition
Cellular component (GO): nucleus; Dbf4-dependent protein kinase complex
Molecular function (GO): zinc ion binding; protein serine/threonine kinase activator activity; nucleic acid binding
Source: RefSeq, a predicted model, not a curated record
AUGGAUGGGAUCGGUGAAAAUAAAAACAAAUCAAUUGGAUCUGAUCAUCAAGUUGUAUUUAAAAAGAAGUUUACAUCAUUAUUAAGACCAAGACAACCUUUGAAGGAGACAAAUUCUAAUCUACCAACAUUACCUAGUAAAAAGAAUAACAAAAAAUCAUCAAUCGCUUCACCUACAAAUUUUAAAAUUUAUAAAAAGUCAUCAUCUAAUAUUUCAUUACACUCUUCAGAUAAUAAAUUAAAUAAUUCAAUUCUAGAUAAAAUUGAUGGAAAUAAUAAAUCUAAAACGGAAGAUUCAAUACCUCAAAGAAAAAAUUCUACGACUAGUCCAUUAAAAAAUUUAGUUUAUUCUGCAUCUGAUGAUCAAAACUUGAAGAAACUUGAGAUCAAAACUCCGACCAAGGAUGUAGGAUCCAUAGAAGGAUCUAAGAAAAGAGAAAGAGAUAUUGAAUCAAUUACUGGUAACCUACGGGAAGAUUUCACGGAAAGUCUAAAGAAAAGAAAACUUCAUGAUGUUAUGACCAAACAAGAUUUUGCAAAUUUGAAAAAUUCUUUCUCAAAAAGUAUAGAAAAAGCAAUUGAGGAAAGAGAAAGAUCAUCAAGAACUAAUUCACCUAAAUCAAAACCUAACUCACCAAAUGCUAAUGUGGUACAAGUUGCAAACUCUAAUGAUGAUAAAAUUCAAGAUUCAAAUGCUAAAGAAGCAAAAUCACCUUUUAUAUCAAAUCCAUUUUAUGAAAGCACAUUGAACACUUCAAAAGUAGAAAGAAAUGAAAGCAAAGUAUUGCAAAAAGAGAAAAGUGGAGAAACUAUCACUAAACGUAAAAAUUCAACCAAUGAUCUUGAUAAACCAAAGUACUUCACCAACUCACUUAUAAAAGUGGAAUCUAAAGUGGAUCCUUUAAAAGCAAGAGUAACUCAACCAACACAAAUCUCAACAGCUAAUGAUUCAACUUUACAAAAUAAAAUCAACUUAGGUGAAACUUCUGCCCACACACCUACUUCAAUGUUACCUCAAAAAACAAUCAAUCACCUUGAAAAACAACACCAACCUAUAAAAUCCAAGACCGAACCUACAAUAUCCACCAAGUCACAGCCUAGACUAUUACAACCUAUAGACUUCAACUCUUUACAUAAUAGACGACAACCACAAAAUGAAAAUUUUAAAAGAGCAAAAUUAAAUCAAACUCAAGAUCAUCAACAAUUACAAAAACAAGAGGAAGAAAAAUUGAGAAGAUAUCAAUUAGCUCAACAACAUCAACAUCAACAUCAACAACAAAGAGCUAGUACCAGAUUGCAAGGAGAAGAAUUACUACAAUGGCAGCAGUCAUGGAGAAAAAUAAUGACAGAAUCAAUUGUCUUUUUUGAAGGUUCACAUGAUACCCAACUGAUGGAAUACAAAAAAGCAAUAAAGUAUUUAAAAUAUGUUGGUUGCGAGAUAGCUCCAUUCUAUAAAACUGAUGUUACUAUACUUUUAUCAAAAAGAAUAUAUGAUGAUAAAAUCAACUAUCCAAGUAACGAUAUUUUUUCAAAUGUUCCCAAAUUUAAAACAAAAGUAUGGAGUUAUGAAAAAUUAUUCAGAUUUAUGGCAAAUCUUGGAUUAACCGGUUCUGUUGAUGAUUCCAAUAAUAGAAUUAACAAAAAAGUUCUUCAAUCAAGAGAUACAAAUUCACGUUUAUAUGAUUUAUUAAAAGAAGAGAAGAUUUAUGGAUCAACUGAUAGAGAUCCAACUGCUAAAAGAGAUGAUUUUCAUUAUUUUGGUAAAAAUUAUUUAUAUGUUUAUGAUUUAACUCAGACCGUAAGACCAAUAGCUAUAAGAGAAUGGGGUGAUAAUUAUCCGAUUUUAAAUCUUUCAUUAGAUGGUAAAUGUCCUUUUAUAAAUGAUCCAUCUGAUCAGAAUCUGGAUAGGAAAAAAUUAAAAAGAUUGAGAAAAUUUGAAGCAUCUAAAUCUCAUCGUCAAGCUUUAAAAAUAGCUACUGAAAAAGUUAUACACGGUGUUUCAUUAUCACCUGAUGAAUUUGCUGAAACAAGUACUAGUACUGAUAAAAUUGAUGAAACCUCAAGUAAUGAACAUGCAGAAUUUGAGUUUAGACAACCAUUAGCUAGGAACUCAUCAAAUAUUCAAUCUAAACCAAUUGAUACAAUGGCUUCUGGGUUUAAUGGAGCUUCAAAUGCUAUGCAAUUUUCAAUGGAUUCAAGUUUAAAUAGUACAGCAAUAGCAGCAGGUAAUGGUUUAGGUCCAUCUAUUUCAUUAGUUACAUCAAAAAAUUUAAAUAACUUAAAAAGAAGAAUAUUUAUGAAAAGAAAAUCAACCACGGAAAAUGCUAAAAGGGAAAAAGAAUCAACUCCAGGUUAUUGUGAAAAUUGCCGUUGCAAAUAUGAUUGUUUUGAUGAUCAUAUUAAUAGUAAUAGACAUAGAAAUUUUGCUUGUGACGAUAACCAGUUUCAAGAAAUUGAUGAAUUAAUUUCAAUUUUGCAUAAAGAUAAUAAUUUGCAUUAA